UCUCCGCGGAGUGGAAGCGGACGCGCGGAGCGGUAGGAUCAGACUGAGGCAGACAGGUCGGGCCUGUAGUGUGGAGCUCCGAGGCGUUUUGGGCGGAUAAGGUGGAGUCCCACCGGGAGACCGGAAUGUACACCGUAGACAAGUACUGACGAGCCGGUGAACACCAGUGGAAGUAUCACGGGAGGGAUAUACGGCGAUAUAUAGCGAUUCAAGCUAGGGAGACAAAGUAGUCAAGAAAAAGUAUCCGGCAAGUUGUUGCCCACUGGAGGGUUUGUCCCUUUACCUUAUCCCUUGUACCCUAGCCCCUAUACCCUAACUCCUGUACCCUAGCCCCUAUACCCUAACCCCUGUACCCUAACUCCUGUACCCUAGCCCCUAACCCCUUUACCCUAGCCUCUAACCCCUUCACCCUAGCCUCUAACCCCUGUACCCUAGCCCCUAACCCCUGUACCCUAACCCCUGUACCCUAGCCUCUAACCCCUUUACCCUAGCCUCUUUACCCUAGCCUCUUUAUCCUAGCCCCUUUACCCUAACUCCUGUACCCUAGCCUCUAACCCCUUUACCCUAGCCUCUAACCCCUGUACCCUAGCCCCUAACCCCUGUACCCUAACCCCUGUACCCUAGCCUCUAACCCCUUUACCCUAGCCUCUAACCCCUGUACCCUGGCCCCUAACCCCUGUACCCUAACCCCUGUACCCUAGCCUCUAACCCCUUUACAUUAGCCCCUUUACCCGACCCCAUCAUGGCCCACCGAUCCCAGAGUUCGGACUUCGGGGACAACCCCCUGGACCCUAACUUCCUGCCCCCCCACUACAGAGAAGAAUACCGUCUCGCCAUUGAUGCUCUGGUGGAGACAGACCUACAGGGUUACUAUGAGUUCCUUCAGACAGCAGACGUGGUGGACUUCCUUUGUCAACCGGAGAUGGAACACAUCAAGACCACCGUCCAGACACCCAGCCAGGCCUCCAACGUACCAGAGCUGUCUUAUCAUGAGGCAGACGCAGACGGCUCGUCUGACACCUACUGGCCAUUGCACUCUGACACGGCGGCCCCGGGGUUGGACCUGGGCUGGCCCCUCCAGGCACACAGCUUCAUCGGCCCCACAGAGGUCACGACCCUUGUCAACCCCAGCGACCCCGACAUGCCCAGCAUCAAGGAGCAGGCCAGGAGGCUCAUCAAGAACGCACAACAUGUGAUUGCCGUGGUGAUGGACAUGUUUACAGAUGUGGAUCUGUUUGCUGAUUUGCUGGAUGCCACGGCGCGUCACGUCCCCGUCUACAUCCUAUUGGACGAACAGAACGCCCAUCACUUCGUCUCCAUGGUGACUAACUGCAAGAUCAACCUAGACCUUGUCCAUAUGAUGCGUGUGCGGACUGUGGCGGGGAUGACAUAUUUCUGUCGGACAGGGAAGUCAUUUAAAGGACAGGUGAAAGACCGCUUCCUAUUGGCUGACUGCAGGGCCGUGCUCAGCGGAAACUACAGUUUCAUGUGGUCCUAUGAGAAGCUGCAUCGCUGCAUCGCUCAUCUCUUCCUGGGAGAACUAGUCACCACCUUUGACGAGGAGUUCCGCAUCCUGUUCGCCCAAUCACAGCCUCUCACCGUAGACCACGCCCUAGUGCCCGUCUCCUCUGACAGCAGCAGCAGCAGUUACUACGGCAACCAGUUCGGCAUGAAGGGGCCCCUUCGACACCCUCGGGGUUUUCAACGACACACACCGGAACUUACGGGCUACCCCUUUGGAGGAGGAGGAGGAGAAACUGAGCGUUCUGCAUUCCGUAGGGAUGACCUGUUCCGACAUGCCAUAGAAUCCGGAGGAGGACUGAAUCUUGGGACGUUUGCAGCGUCUCAGCAGUUCAGGAUGCAGCAGUCCUUCCUGGAGCAGGGCCGCUCCAUGGUCUCCAGGCAGAUGGAGAUAAGUGCCAGUGACUAUAAGGGCCAAAGCAACGCAGAGGGAACCCAGGAGAGCUACUCCUCGUCCAGACAAUACAUGAAGCACAGAGUCAUCAACAACCAGGAAGAGACAGAGCAGCACUACCACAGGGAGCAGAGCCAGUCCAGCCACUACUACCAGGGUGGUGAGGGACCUGGGUUAAUGCCGGGGCUGGGCUCAGGGCUGGGCUCAGGGCUGGGCUCAGGGCUAGGCUCAGGGCUGGGAGGACAUGGGUCAGGCCAUGGACACUACAACAGGCUGAGGAACAGACCAGCGCUGGACCAGUACUCUGACUCAGGCUACCCUCAUGAGGAACCUCCUGGUCCAGAGGACUACGGCAGAGACUACCUCUCCUCUCAGGACCUGAAACACAACCCGGGACCACCACCGGCAGGCGGGAGGUACGGAGGUGGCAGCGACCACAAGAGGCCGACGGUGGGCCAGCCCUACGUCUGCCAGUCCUCCCCCACCCAUCCCAACCCCCCAGAGAAGCAGCUGUUCCCAGUCCCAGCAGUGGCAGACCAGGACCCCAAAGCCAGACAGGGCCUCCGCAGCUGGAGGAUCAACUCUUACCUCAGCACCUACGAAGACACAGGAGAGGAGGGGCUGCCACAACCUCUGGGCCCUGAUGCUUUCCAAGACCCAGAGGCUGAGGGGAACCCAUACGCCAGUGAGGGGUCUGUAUCCCGCUUUGAAGCGAGAGAGCCUCCGAAUGUCCCCUCCAAGCCUAGACCGGAUAUCCGACCGCCACGGUACGGCAAGCCCUUCGUGCCCGAGAGCACGAGAAAGGACGGGGCCGAUAGCAGGAACAUAGAACGGGAGAGAGCGAGAGAGAAAGACCGAGAGAGGGAGGUGGGGGGGAGGGAGGUUGGGGUGGAUGUGGAAAUGACAUCGUCGAGGGAGGCUUCGGGAGAGGUUGUGCUCUCCAAACACGAGUCGUUCCGGACACGGAUCAACCCGAUGCUCCAGAGAAGCUCCCGGCUGCGCUCCUCCCUCAUCUUCUCCUCCUCCAAGACGGAGACCCACCUGGGAGGCCUGGGCAUGAAGGUGGCCAAUGAGGAGGAUGAAGAAUCCAACAUGCUACGCACCACCUCCAUCGUCCAACAGAUCCUGGAGAAGAGAUUUUCCCGGGAACCAUUCGAGUGGCGGAAGAAGGCAGAGGAGAACGAGAGAGAGAAGAAGAAGAAAGACGAAGAGAAAGAGGUUGUGUUGAAAGAGGAGGCUAUGCCCCCCAUGGUUGCCCCAGCAUCGAUAGAGCCCCCCCAGCCGUUGAACAUGAAUGACCCUGCCAAUAGACUGCAGUACUUCAAGGAGCUGGCUGCUAAGAGAAACGCAUCCAAAGAGGCCGCGAUGAAAGGACCACUUCAGAAGACACCAGACCUCUCAAACACUACUUCUUCCACCACCUCCUCCUCCAUCACCACCUCUUCCCCCUCCUCCUCCUCUACCACCACCUCUUCCCCCACCACCUCCUCCUCCUCUACCACCACCUCCUCCUCCACCACCACUUCGUCCAACACCACUUCGUCAACCACCACCACUUCCUCCACCCCCAACCCUUCCCCAACCACCAUCUCAGCCCCCAAAGUCCCCUCUUUCUCUGUGAUUGCUCCAGAGCCUGCCCCGAUGAAACCACAAGUCCCAGCCACACUAGAGCGAACACGCAAACUGUCCAUCACCUCAAGAUUCAAAACCUUUGAGCCUUCUUCUACCACAGUCCAGAGGAAAGACAGCAGCUCGGAGUCACAGAGGAAAGACAGCAGCUCAGAGUCACAGAGGAAAGACAGCAGCUCGGAGUCACAGAGGAAAGACAGCAGCUCGGAGUCACAGAGGAAAGACAGCAGCUCGGAGUCACAGAGGAAAGACAGUAGCUCGGAGUCACAGAGGAAAGACAAGGAGCCCAGUAAGAUUCUGAAGCCUUUCUCUUCUCUGAAGCCGUUCAAGAGCUCCAACCCUCGCCGCGUCUCCUGCGAUGAGGAAACACUAACAACAGAUGCCACGGACGCGGAAAAGAGCGAGCUGAAGAAAUCUCGCUCCCAAAGCUUGUCCAGUAUGUCUCGCGCUGAGUCCAAGGAGGGAAAGAACCUGGGCUCCAGCACCUCCCUCAACACCCUGGGAGGGGAGGGCAAGGUCGACACCAAGCCCCUGGACUUCCUGAAGAAGCAGACCCAGAAACUCAAAGGCUUCCUGGGACCCAAGGACAAGAAGAGCUCCGGGGGUGUGACAUCGGCGUCCAGCGGAGACAACAAGACGAUGAGAACUGUGGUGGAGAGCUCCGAGGAGCCUGGGGCCGCGGCUUCACGCCUAGGCUCCUCUUCUACUGCCGACGCUAAAGCCACAGACUACGUCACUUCCUCAGACAAUCACAAAAUGACAGGUCCGUCUCGAUACCAGACCUCCAGCGGCUCGGUUCUGUUCAGUAGCAACCUGAGAGAUGACACCAAGGUCAUCCUGGAACAGAUUUCUGCCAACAGCCAGAAAAACCGUCUGGAGAGAGGAGGAGGAGGAGGAGGAGGCGGAGGAGAGGAGGCCGGAGGGGAGAAGGGGGUAGACAUGGCAGGAGAGAAAGGAGGGUUGGAGAGGAAUCCGUUGCUUGGGAGGAACCGCUUCCUAAGGCCCCAGGGCAACCCUCAGGAGAGAGACAGCCUGCUGAAGAGGAUGGAGAGCAUGAGGAAGGAGAAGAAGGUCUACAGCCGUUUUGAGAUGGGGAAUAACCUGGGAUAACUAAAGAUGGCCGAGGAAGCUAUUGACUGGAAGCUUAGUGUGCGAGGAGGAGGAGGAGGGCUCACAAACACACACACCAUUCCCAGUUCACCAACAUAUGUGGCAAACGCAUCAUCAGAACCUCCGAGAGAGAGAGAGAGAGAGAGAGAGAGAGAGAGAGAGAGAGAGAGAGAGAGAGAGAGAGAGAGAGAGAGAGAGAGAGAGAAAGAGAGA
This is a messenger RNA of Oncorhynchus gorbuscha (pink salmon), 4867 nucleotides long. Its product is annotated as protein FAM83H-like. Gene Ontology annotation, molecular function: keratin filament binding. Lineage: Eukaryota; Metazoa; Chordata; Actinopteri; Salmoniformes; Salmonidae. Gene Ontology annotation, cellular component: keratin filament. The coding region runs from base 743 to 4654 and encodes 1303 amino acids. Gene Ontology annotation, biological process: protein localization to cytoskeleton; positive regulation of cell migration; intermediate filament cytoskeleton organization. The transcript has 13 exons. The record is from RefSeq and is a predicted model, not a curated record.